GCCGCCAAGACCUUCUCCGACGGCUUUCUCAUCAGGUUUCUGCGGGCAAGAGACUUCGACGUGGAGCUCGCCCUGAAGCUCUUACUUAACUAUCAGCGGUGGCGAAAGGAGUGUCCUGAGAUCAGCAGCUGUCUGUCCCCCUCCUCUGUGCUCGGGCUCCUCAACGCAUCGUACCAUGCCGUUCUCCCACAGCGGGACCUCACUGGCAGCAGGGUGCUCAUCUACAGAAUUGGCCAGUGGAACCCAAAGGACUGGUCAGCCUUCCAGGUGUUCAGGGUCAGCCUUAUGACAUCUGAGAUCAUCUCCAGGGAGACAGAGACCCAGAGGCGGGGUCUGAAGGCCAUAUUUGACCUGCAUGGGUGGUGUUUAGGCCAAGCUCUACAUAUUACCCCUUCCCUCGCCAGAAAAAUAUCCUCUGUACUUUCGGACUCGUUUCCGCUGAAGGUCCGAGGAAUUCAUCUGGUCAAUGAGCCAAGGGUCUUCCGGCCAGUCUUUGCCAUGAUUUGUCCCUUCCUGACAGAUAAGAUCAAACAGAGGAUCCACAUGCACGGUGCUGAUUUCCACAAAACCUUAAGUGACUUCUUCUCACCAGCCAUUCUGCCUCCAGAAUAUGGAGGGAAGGGACCCGGAAUAGAGGAGGCAUGUCACGACUGGACCAAUCAGCUGCUUCAAUCAGAGAAGCUGCUGCAGCAGAUAGCCGCUCACCCAACUGCUGAUAUCACCAUUACUCCUGAUGAUCUCAGGGAAAAAGAAGACUGAACUGUUGUCAGACAGAUGAUGUUUGGCCUCUUGAGUCACACACGUGGUUGUCUUGCACUGUGGACCAAAACACUCUCUGCUGGCCAUUUUGGGGUCUUUGCCUCUACCGUAGUGUCCAAGCUGUUGGCUGUGUGAUGAGAGCUAAAAAGACGUAUAUCUGGUCCCCCACACAUCCUGGAAAACCUGGACAUUUUUGACCAGUUUUCUAGUCACGGAAAUUGAGAUAAACUGUACAAUGUCCUGGAAAAACACUGACAUCCUGGAAAAUAACUUUCACAACUUUGUAUUUUCCUUUCUUGAGAGCAAACUGUCAGAUCUCAGCAUGAUCUGACAGCUGAAUUAGGGGGAACAGCUGUCAGUAAUCAAUUGGUCAUAAAGCAUCAGCAUAGAUUAACACAUAAGAUUUAAGAGAAACUUCCAUAAGGGAAUUUGUUAUUCUAAGACGUUGUUCCCAUUUGACAUCACUGAAAAUGUCCUGGAAAAUUAUUUCUUGUAAAGAGCGACAACCCUGAUACUGGCUCUGCUGCUUUUAAAACCUUCAGCACCAAUCCACCAUGCUGACUUUACAGGAUGUUUGCUUGUGAACUCUCAUUAUAUUGUUCACUGAAGUCUGGCUAAAGGGUGAGGCUGCAUCUUCUGGUUGAACUGCACAUGUUAAGAUUCAGGCUCAGGAAGGACCCAGAAUGCAGACCCGAGUGAGAGUCUUAGGAUUUAAGCAGUUUAGUAGGACAAGGAACAAAAGACAGACAACCAGAAGCUCAACCUGACAACAAAAUUCAACCGGGCAUAAGGAAUACCUAAAAACACAUAAAUUGGUCAGGGAGUGAUAAAAAAACAAUGGAACCAAACAAAUAGUUACAACACACAGAGCCUGUGGACGAGGCAGGGAAAAUGUCCAGACUUAUAAGUGUCCACAACAAAAACUAACCGGGUGUGAGGAUAAAGCAGCCAGGUAAGAGAGUAGACAAAACUCAGGAACAGGCUGGCGAGAGCAAAUGAACCAGUGACUAACUGGGAAGGGAGUAAGAAUGUUAAAAUCAUAAAUGAUCAGUUUUACCAUACUGUGCAGGUAAAGCAGACAAGGUAGGGGUGUCGACCUUUCUCUUAAAAGCAAAUAAGUGUAUUUCCUGCAAUGCUGAAAGUUUUUUAAUGUAAUUCAUGUCAUGCAAUUCAUAUGCAUGUGAGUUCACCUACCUUUGCUAAUAUCUGCUAGCUGCUCACUUUUAACAGUUAGUUCAAAUGAACUUCUCAAGCUUCCGAGUGUUUUGGAGCUGAGACCGGACCUAAAGACAGAAUGCCUUACUUUGUCACCUCCACUCAGAAACAAGCCUACUUUCUUUUAGGUCUUUCGGUUUUUCAGGAAUGCUGCUGAAUGCUACAUGGAUGUCACAUCACAUCUGGUUCUUUCAGGGAUCUCUAGUCAUUCCGUUGUUAGACAUUUAUAGCUAACAGCCAGAGGACGGAUUGCUAGGAGGCCAGCAGGACACCGGCCAGAGGACUGGGCUCGGAGCAGAGGAGAAUGAGACACUCUGCUACAGUAGCCCUCAGGUUUGUCCUGCUUUAAACAAACAGUGUCUUACUGUGAAAUCCUGUGAACUCAACCUGAGAGCCAGCGUGACAGUGCAGAGUCCACACUGUGAGGGAGACUGAAGUAUUGUAUGCCAUCUUGGACAGCAAGUAAAAGAUAAGUAAAUGAUGAGCAUGGACUCUGCCUUCCCUCCAGCUUGUCACUCCAGGCUUUCAUCUUAUCAAUCCAGCCUGUCUUCUGUUUGUUCACGAUCAUUUGAACAGGGUCUUCAUUUGAACUGUUAAUAGGAUUCAACUGUUUCCAUGGUUUUAUAUAACCUCUG
Molecule: messenger RNA, 2609 nt
Organism: Monopterus albus (swamp eel)
Lineage: Eukaryota; Metazoa; Chordata; Actinopteri; Synbranchiformes; Synbranchidae
Gene: ttpa
Product: tocopherol (alpha) transfer protein
Exons: 5
Biological process (GO): vitamin transport; vitamin E metabolic process
Cellular component (GO): late endosome; membrane
Molecular function (GO): phosphatidylinositol bisphosphate binding; vitamin E binding; lipid transfer activity
Source: RefSeq, a predicted model, not a curated record